GAUUUGUUUCCUAACCUAGCAAUAUUGUUAUUGUACACAUUUUAUUUCGGUGAGGAGUUCGUUCUGAAAAAGUAUUGAAAAACAACUAAAACAUUGAGCAGUAAUUAAGAUUGGUUAGAAUUAAUUGCUUUUUUCUGCACGGUAGUAUCUCUAAAAUAUAAUGGGGUUUCGUUAUUACUGUGAUUACUGUGAUAAAGUGUUUAUUGAUGAUGUAGAAGCCAGAAAGAAACAUUUAAAUUGUGUUUAUCACUUGAAAAUGAAGAAAUUGCACUAUGCAUCAUUUAGAGAUUUAUCAGAAAUUCUAGCUGAAGAGUCAGUGAAAAUUCCAUGUAAUAGGUUUAAAACUGCAGGUUAUUGUCAAUUUGAAACAUCUUGCAAAUAUACUCACUAUACCCAGGAACAACUAUGGCAUAUUAAAGAGAUGAUUAUAUACGAACAGCAGAAAAAACUUUAUAAAACAUUUGAACAAACAAAAGUACCAAUGCCAGAAGAAUGGUUAGCAAACUAUGCACAAAAGAGAGAUGAAAGGAAUGAAAAUGUUGGUAAAGUAUUUUGGUCUUACCCCCAACAAUUAGAAAGUAGAUAUGAUUUGCCACCAUCUAUGAAGAAAUUUCAGCCAGAAUAUUUUCAAGAUUCAGAUUUUCCUGAAUGGGGACAACCUUCUAAGUAAAUAUAAAUUUAUCUGUAAAUAUGACGAAUAAAAACAAUACACAAUA
Messenger RNA from Dalotia coriaria, 716 nucleotides. RefSeq names its product zinc finger matrin-type protein 5. The transcript has 3 exons. NCBI's taxonomy places the organism in Eukaryota, Metazoa, Arthropoda, Insecta, Coleoptera, Staphylinidae. The record is from RefSeq and is a predicted model, not a curated record. Gene Ontology annotation, cellular component: U12-type spliceosomal complex. Gene Ontology annotation, molecular function: zinc ion binding. Bases 161 to 670 code for a protein of 169 amino acids.